Messenger RNA from Neurospora tetraspora, 1801 nucleotides. RefSeq lists its product as uncharacterized. Gene Ontology annotation, molecular function: glutaminyl-peptide cyclotransferase activity; zinc ion binding. The transcript has 2 exons. The record is from RefSeq and is a predicted model, not a curated record. Lineage: Eukaryota; Fungi; Ascomycota; Sordariomycetes; Sordariales; Sordariaceae. The coding region runs from base 401 to 1696 and encodes 431 amino acids.
AGGGGUCCCGCAGUGCCUGCACCAGGGCAGCCCGGGGUGGUAGAGCCCCAGCUCUCCAGGUACCGGACCACCCUUGUCCGUUGAGAGCUCCUUUCCCCGGUUCAUUUGAAGUCUCAUUCUUCGCCAGGAGGGACUCUCAUUAGGAUGAAGCGGCGAGAGUGAUACUACGGACCAUGGUACAAUAGUUCACUGGUGUUUAGUUUUCUUUCAUUCAAGUUCCCGGAGAGGUUUUUGAGACAACUUCUGUUUAGCGGAAUUCUUACGAACAACAAUGGAUUAGACGACCUUUGUCACCCGGCCAACAGAACUUACCCUCAAAACAACUUAUUCCGUCGAUCACACCACAACCUCUCUAUUCAAGUGAACGAAUCCGGAACGCCUUGGGUGGGAGAUAUUCACAAUGGCUCGGCACAGCGGGCUUGGCCUGAACAAUCGCCAUCGCUCCUCACAGCCAACCUCGCUCCCACGCCGUCUCCUCUCCGCCCUCCUCCUCACAACAACCACCACCCUCCUCACCACCACGCCCGCCGGCGUACACGCCUACACCCCCCUCUCCACCUGCAGCCUCCAACACCUCCCCUCCGGUCCCCCCUCCGACUUCGACAUCCACCCCGGGUCCGGGUCCGACUCCCUCCUGGCCCCCAUCCUAAUCCCCCGCGUCCCCGGCACCGAAGGCUCUCGCCUCGUCCAACAGCACUUUGUCGAUUUCUUUUCCUCCCAACUGCCCGACUGGACGCUCGAGUGGCAGAACUCAACGUCCACCACGCCCGCAACAGGGUCACAGCUCAUCCCGUUUUCGAAUUUGAUCUUACGAAGGGACCCACCUUGGGCAAAGGCGGGGACGAAAAAGGAGGGGAACGUGAAGAGACUGACGCUGGCGGCACAUUAUGAUAGUUUGUAUAGACCGGAGGGGUUUAUUGGGGCUGUGGAUAGUGCGGCGCCUUGUGCUAUACUGAUGCAGGUGGCGAGGGCGGUGGAUGGGGCGUUGGGGAGACGGUGGGAGGGGGUUAUGGCUAGGAAACAAAAGGAGGAGGAGGGGGGUGGGUUGGGGUUGGGGUUGGAGGAUGAGGAAUUUGGGGAAGAGGAGGAGAAGGGAGUGCAGAUUGUGUUGUUCGAUGGCGAGGAGGCGUGGGUGAGGUGGACGAAUACGGAUUCGACUUAUGGUUCUAGAGCAUUGGCUGAAGCCUGGGAAUCCUCUCCAUACGAGGCCUCAUCAACCCACUCCAACCGGCUGGAGUCCAUCAGCCUGCUCGUACUCCUGGAUCUCUUGGGGGCAGAGAACCCCCGGAUCCCCUCCUACUUCUGGGACACGCACGGGGCGUACGGGGACCUGGCCAAGAUCGAGGCCAGGCUACGGGAGCUGGGGGUUCUGGAAACUGCUCCCGCUUCUCCGUUCCUACCGGAUAGCGGGAAACCGUAUAACCGGUUUACGAGGGGGUAUAUACAAGAUGAUCAUGUUCCGUUCAUGGAACGCGGUGUCAAGGUGUUGCAUAUCAUACCGACGCCGUUCCCGCCUGUGUGGCAUACUAUGGAUGAUGAUGGGGAACAUCUUGAUUUGCCGACUGUGAGGGAUUGGGCUAAGAUUAUGACGGCGUUUGUUGCGGAGUGGAUGGAUCUUGAUGGCGUGCUUUCGGAAGAAGGCUGUGUUGUGGGAGAAGAGAAGGGCAGCGGCAGCAUGGAGAAAGACGAGCUCUAGUGGUGCUGGGGGCUGGUUAUAUUGGCGAUAUCCCGAAUGGAUACCCUUCGGAAGGCUCUAGAUAAAAAAAUGAAUGUUUCUCUUUCAGCAUGACAAUGAUUGUGU